Molecule: messenger RNA, 2872 nt
Organism: Wasmannia auropunctata (little fire ant)
Lineage: Eukaryota; Metazoa; Arthropoda; Insecta; Hymenoptera; Formicidae
Gene: Lerp
Product: cation-independent mannose-6-phosphate receptor
Exons: 16
Coding region: 198-2711 (837 amino acids)
Biological process (GO): lysosomal transport
Molecular function (GO): D-mannose binding; signaling receptor activity
Source: RefSeq, a predicted model, not a curated record
CAAUAAACGCAGAAAAAAACAUGGCGGCGUCCCCCCCUAUUACGCUGUUGCUGUGUCAUAAUCGCAUGUGAUUCGAACUGUCAGCGCAACUUAUCGAUGAUAUUUUCGCCUUUGUUUCUGUAUCUCAGGCUGCGCUGGCUGCGCGUCGCGAAACAUUCCAGUAAAUGAUGUAAUUGGCAAAACCUGAUUCCAUAACGAUGUCAAAAUUGAAUGGACUGCUCUUUCUUUGCACUUUAUCGGCUAUUACUUCAGCUGUUUUGACAGUCACUCCCUUCACUUGUGAAGUACCUGAACAUAACAUAAGCUUUAUAUAUAAUUUAACGAAGUUGUCAUCGGACAAGCAGGACAUUAUCAUUGAUCAUGAUCACGAAAUGAUACGUAUGCAGCUGUGUACUAAGUUAAUUAAAAAAUGCAACAACCAAGAUGGCUACGCAAUAUGUCUAAUAAAAAACAACACAGAAAAGGGAAUAGGAAGGUUUCCUCCAGUAAUAGAUAAUGGACAGGGAAGAAUUUCGUUUAACUUCACUGGCGAUACUUGUCUACCGGGAAUCAAUUAUACGGUGACAGUUAUUAUGCAUUGUAAUUAUAACGCAGAAAAUAAUUCAUAUCCUGAAUUAUUUACGCAUGGUGACCAACAGUGUGACUUAUACAUUGUAUGGAUGACAGCUUUAGCCUGCUUACCUAGAACCCAAACAAAUUGUACAAUAGCUAACGCUGGACGUUACUAUGAUCUGAGCCUUUUAACAAGAGCUUCAGAAAAUUACGUUAUUCCUAUAAAAAAUGGAACAAAGUCACCUAAGAUAAUGUUAAAUGUCUGCCAAUCUAUAGUCCAACAUGGUGCAUUGUGUCCAAUUAAAUCUGGAGCCUGCUUGGAUGAUCCUGAAAAAUCUAAUAGAUAUUCAAGUCUAGGAGAAGUACAAAACCCCCCUUCUUUUAUGAAUGGAAUAUUGCAAAUAGAAUAUCAGGAUGGUGCGAUAUGCACAGAAAAUAUUACAACUUCUCAUAUUAAAACAACCAUCACGUUUAUAUGUAAUUUGGAAGCUAAGGGUCCCCCAGAAUACAUUCGUGGGAGAGAAGAUUGCCAUUAUCAAUUAAUAUGGUCUACUGCUGCAGCGUGCGAUGUCGAGACUCUUCGUAAUUAUAGUGCUGAAAGAGCAGGCAAAUGCAACGUUACGAAUCCAGUCACAAAUUUUACAUAUGACUUGCAUACAUUAAUGAACAGAGACUUUAAUGUUACAAGUACAAGUGGUGUAAAAUACAAAUUCAGAGUUUGCAGUGCACUUACAGAUAAUACAUGUGAAAAUAAGACAGGAAUAUGUAAUUUAAAGAAUGGUACGUCGUUAGGACAAGCUAACGCAAAUCUAACGUGGCAGCAAGGUGGCCCUUACUUAAAUUAUACCAAUGGGGAUUUAUGUGAAAAAGGAAUGCGUCAUCAUACACUUAUUGCUUUUUUUUGUGAGUCGCAAGGAUCGCCCAGUCGGCCGUUGUUCGUGAAAGAAUCUCCUUGUCAGACCAUCAUACACUGGAAUACAGAUUUAGCUUGUGAGAAAAAAAUUAAAUGCGCUACCGAUAAUAACGAUGAAAUCAAUUUAACGCCUCUUAUACAAUCUACAAACAAUUAUGUCAUAAAAGCCAACGAUACGGAAUUUCACAUAAAUAUAUGCCGACCGUUAGUUCCUACUCAAGGUCUUACAUGUGCACAUGGUAGUGCUGCUUGUAAAGUUUCGGUAACUUCAAAGAAUGAAUAUACUAAUGAAAUCAGUUUAGGAUUUCCUGAGGACAGUCCAACGUUAAAUAAAGAUCUACGAACGGUAUUACGUUACAUCAAUGGGUCACAAUGUCCCGAGAAUCCAGCUAAAACGAUAUCUUCGAAUUUCACAUUUAUUUGCGAUAACAACAAUCAGGGACUUCCAGUAUAUAAACAAUAUGUCGAUUGUACGUACGUAUUUGAAUGGAAUACUAGUAUAGCAUGCGGUGCCGUGAUGGGAGGUUGGACGGCACCAUGUAUUAUAAAGGAUAGUUUCCUUUCGUAUGAAUACGAUCUUUCUUUGUUGUACAAGAAACAACAGAUAUAUUACGUAAAAAGCGCAACAAGCAAACCAGGCAAGGAGUAUGCUUUAAAUAUUUGUGGUGGAGAGAAAUAUUGCAGUGGCUCUGCCGUAUGUCACAAAGGCAACGGUUACGGAUCGCUGGCAAGUGUGAUUUUUGAUUAUAGCCGUGACGACGUAAAACUUAAAUAUUCAAAUGGCAGUAAAUGUAACAACAAUUCUUACACGUCCGAAGUAAGAUUUAUAUGUAACGAAUCCAUGGGUGUCGGUGCACCGAAAGUGCUGUUGGAAUCGAAUUGCAGCGCGGAAUUUGAGUGGCACACCGAAGUGAUCUGCGUGGAACAUGCUAUCUCUCGGAAUGCAUCUCGGGAAAAUGCAUCGUCCUCCAGGAUUCUCUUGGAACAAUUUUCUCCUAGUCACGCUGGAGCGGUAGCUGGCGUAGUAUUAACUGUGAUCGCGGUGUUAGCCGCUUUAAUUUUUUUCCGAAGUCCGGUAGAAAGAGCGUGCUGUCAGUCCUGGACAAACCUGCUUGGUUUCAGAAGAGGCUCGGGUCGUGUCCAAUAUUGUAGAGUCGAUACCACUGAGGAAGCCAGACUUUUGCUCGACGCUUCCGAUCCUACGCAGUGUCAAUCGGAUAGCGACGACGAUCUUCUACCCGCAUAACGAUGUGAUUAUUAUUAUUAUUAUUUCUGUUCUAGAUUGUAGAUUGUCUAAUUAUUAGGCAGUAUGUUAUUUUGAAUAUUUCUAUAUAUAAAUUAUCGAAUAAAGCAUUUUAAAAACUCUGUGAGACGGAACUAGAUAUAUUACAUCGAUAAAUUAUUUUA